This is a messenger RNA of Xyrauchen texanus (razorback sucker), 4207 nucleotides long. RefSeq names its product dnaJ homolog subfamily C member 27. The transcript is spliced from 7 exons. Bases 272 to 1093 code for a protein of 273 amino acids. Lineage: Eukaryota; Metazoa; Chordata; Actinopteri; Cypriniformes; Catostomidae. Gene Ontology annotation, molecular function: GTPase activity; GTP binding. The record is from RefSeq and is a predicted model, not a curated record.
CCGUCGUUGCUAAGGCAUUUAGCCAGUUAGCAUAAUGAAUUUAGCUUUUAAAAACAUUUUUACUUGUUGAAAUAUUUGCGUUUUUUUUCGGCUACAAAAUGUGCUAACUGUAUAUGGAAAAAUGCUGUCCAUAAUUGUCGGUGACAUGUUACAGGCACUAGCUAUCUGUUAGCCAUACGGCGAGCGGCUCACUGUUGUUUACAGACAGACUGUACAAACAUAGCGAAGUCAUACGUGAUUUUGUAGAUAUAUUUUUGUGAAUAAGUGCAAUAUGGACACGAAUGUUCAGAAGAGACGAGAAAACAAAAAGUCAUUACGGGUUAAGGUCAUUAGUCUUGGUAAUGCAGAAGUGGGGAAGAGUUGCAUUAUUAAACGAUAUUGUGAGAAGCGAUUUGUGCCCAAAUAUCUGGCCACUAUAGGUAUAGAUUAUGGAGUAACCAAGGUUCAGGUUCGGGACAGGGAGAUAAAAGUUAACAUUUUUGAUAUGGCUGGACAUCCAUUCUUCUAUGAGGUACGUAAUGAGUUCUAUAAGGACUCUCAAGGGGUUAUUCUGGUCUAUGAUGUUGGUCUGAGAGAGAGUUUUGACGCUCUGGACAGCUGGCUUACAGAGAUGAAGCAGGAAAUGGGAUCACAGGCCAACAUGGAGAACAUCAUCUUUGUUGUGUGUGCCAACAAGGUUGACUUGACAAAAAGACGAGUGGUGGAUGAGAGUGAGGGGAGACUUUGGGCUGAAAGCAGAGGAUUUCAUUACUUUGAGACUUCUGCCCAGAGCGGUGAAGGCAUCAAUGAAAUGUUUCAGGCUUUUUUCUCUUCUAUAACGGACAUGUGUGAGAAUGGAGGGAAACGACCCACUCCAGAGGUCAAUGUAGGUUUUACCAAAGAGCAAGCUGACACUAUCCGGCGCAUCCGCAAUAGCAAAGACAGCUGGGACAUGCUGGGGGUUAAACCAGGGGCCACAAGGGAGGAAGUCAACAAGGCAUAUAGGAAGUUGGCUGUACUGUUGCAUCCAGACAAGUGUGUGGCACCAGGCAGCGAGGAUGCCUUUAAAGCAGUGGUUAAUGCUCGCACUUCCCUUCUCAAGAAUAUCAAGUAGGAGCAUAUGCCCCCACACACACACAUCCCCUUGGUUUCUAUUAAAAAUACAUCCUCUUUAUUACAUAUCUGAAAGAUAUAACAUAAAACAAAUCUAUUGUUUUAUCUUCAGUGUGCCAUAUGAAUACUUCAUUGUUUUUUUUUUUUGUGUGUGUGUGUUUUUUGUAAUAAGAGUGGGGAUUUAUUUUGUUUUAGUUUUUUUUGAUUGUUUGCUGUGGUGCUUGUUGAUUUGUUUUAUAUUUAUUUAUUAUGUUUAUUAAACAUGCAUUAAAAACUGUUAGAGUCAGAACACUGAGUGUGCUUUAACAAUAUCAGAAGUACAGAUUGUAUUGUUACAAAAAACAACACUGAAACGUAACCCUUAAGUUCCCUUGUUUUAAGUCGAUCAGCUUCACAUUGCCGUUAAUUGGAGUUGGAGUGUUGCCACGCAUUAGCAGAUUUGCCUUCUCAAUGAAGAUUAAACUUAAGACACAUGGAGAAUCCUCUGGACUUCAGCAAAGAUGCAGAUACAGCUGAGUUUGAUAAACAGCUAUGGCACGGUUACCAUAAUGUAAUAUGCAUUUUUCAGUUAAAUGGGCAACAGCAAUAAUGAUCUAAAGAAGUGUAUCUGUCUAGCCACAGCCCAGAUCCAUUGCUCAGUAACUAAACUUCACUCUUUAGGUAUGAGGCAUGAUGAUGACUUAAGUGGACCUUUUCUCCUCCCAACCUAUUGUGAGAAUUCUGACUUUAUUGUUUUGCUCAGGAGUCCAGGUGAAAGACCACUAAUUUACUGAUUUGCAAGACAGACUUAGCAUCCUAAUGCUGUUGUUAAAUACCUGACUCUUCUCUACUUCACCUCAGCUCACUGCAAAGAGGAGGAAAAUACCUGAAACGAAACAAUGUAACUUAUCCAAUACCUUUGCAUCAGUGCAAUACAACACAUUAGAUUUGGAAGAAACCAGUGUGACUUUAAUGGAAGUCCUCAUCUUAGUUUGAACAUCUGAUUUCACUCACUGGAUUAGUACUGGUCCUUGGACAUCUAAAGAUAUUUUAAAUACAUUAGACAAAGAAGAACUGGAAACACUUUACAAUAAUUUCCAUUCAUUAACAUUAGUAAAUGUGUUUAUUAUCAUGAACAAACAAUGAACUAUAUAUAUUUGUAUUAGUUAAUUUUAGUUCAUAGUGCAUUAACUAAUGUUAAGAAAUGGAACCUUAUUGUAAAGUGGUACCAAAAUUUUUUGUUAAUUGCAUUUGUACAUUAGUUAUUAAAUACAGUAUUUAAUAUUUAUAAUAAUGGAUUUAUCAAAUGUAGGAUAUAGGUUGUGAUUACUGGUGCCAAGACUGCUAUAUUACAAUGUUUUGUGUAAACACAUUUUUGGGGUUUUGCAAAGUGCAAAGCUAACAAAACCAAUAUGGACCCCUUUCACAGACCGUUAUGAUGCAUUUCCGCUCCAUUUAGCGCCAUAAAUCUAGCAAAGUUUUUAUAUUUAAAAUUUUUUGAGUUAGUAAAUACACAUUUAUAAUGUAAUUCUUUGUUAUUAACCGGGCAUUAAUAAAAAAUCAACGCUGCUAUAGUGGAGUUUAGGUGGUGACAAUAACUGUUGUAAUCCAUCUCUCUGUAUGUAUUCCUCUUUUGGAAAGUAGUGAAAACCUAAUAGUGGAUUUUUCUUUUGCUGUUGGGCAUAUAUCAUUUAUUUAUUUAUUUAUUUGUCAAGGACAACACACAUUACUUAUUAAUCAAACAUCUUACUUAUGUAAAUUUGUCUGAUUUAACCAAUGGCUAGUUUUUAUCUGCUGUCCCUGGGCAGGUUGAUGUCAAAGGUCAAAAUUACACUCAAAAUACAUCACAAUCAAAACUAAUCAAGAACAAAUCUUGAAACUCAAAAACACAAUAUAAAAAAUCCCUAAAACAAUACUAACACUUAAUGCCAUGUUGGCAGUUCCGGGUUAAUUUUGAGAGAGAACUAGAUGACUUGUUAGAGCUUUCAAUUCAGCAGCAAGUCCAUUCCAGUCUUGGGUUGCUCUAAAGCAAAAUAUAACUGACCAAAAACACUCUUACUUAAUGGUAUUUUACAAUCACCCCUAAUGCCUGCCCUAGUUAUGAGAAUGCAAAUAUUAUAUUUGCUGUUGUUUACAUUCACUGCUAUAGAAGUUUACCCCACUACAGUUUACUUCACUUUCCAAACCUAGAUAUGUGAGAAGGGUCCAUUGAUAUUGGUGAAGUAGUUUAGGUUCCUCACAUUAAGAUGCAUGUGCUAAAUGGAAAUGUUUAAGAUAGUUUCUAUUUUUAAAUGGAUUAAGCAUGAACGAAACUCUCAGCGAACCUGUCCUGUGAUUGUGUGAUCCUAGGAUACUGUAUGGAGAAAGGGUCUUUGUUUACAUACUGAAAGACAUCAAAUACAUUAUUAAAAACAUUACAACUGUUAUAUUAGCAGAAAUGCCCAACAAAUCUGUGUUUAUGUGCCAACAUUCAUUAGUUUGACAGUGUUUUGUUUGGCUCUUGUAUGUUAAAAGUUCUAUGUAAAAAUCACUAUAAUGCAAGUAUAUAACAUAUUGUAUUUUUUAUGGACUUGUGGAGUUUACAUCAUGAUGUGAUUGUACAUGUUAUUUAUAUUUUAAAAUAUUUAUGUAAAAAUAAUUACAUUUAUUUACUUUUAAGAUAUUUUUUUUAUUGUUCCUUAAUGUCCUGCUUCCUUUGAAGCACGUUGUAAAAAGGUGUUUGUGGGCAUUGGAUUAUGUGCUGCCUUAUUCUCUUCUGUAUGUUGGACUAUGUAACGUGAACCUGUUUACCCCAAUGUUUAGUUACUUCACCCAUAAUGUGAAGAGAUGAUAAUUCACUAAAUGUUUCAUUAGCUACCCUCACUAUACAGAACCACAUCUUUGAACUGGAUUGACUGAAUUGCUUUGUAUUGUUUUCUCCUUUCAUUUCAUUGUAUGACACUGAUGUAAAAAAGAAAUGUGUUAAAAGGCAUGAGCUAAGAAGCAUGAAAAAACAUAUCUGUGAUGAUACAGAACUCAAAGAUCAGGCCUGUUUACAUGAAUGACAAGGCCACUGCUUAAUGAGGAAAUGUUUUGGCUCUGUUUUAUGCACAGAAGCAUUUACUUUCUCCAUUUUGGUUAUGCUAAUAAAGGAACA